GUCAUGGCCAGAACCAAGCAGACUGCCCGUAAAUCCAGCGAAGGUAAAGCUCCCAGGAAGCAGCUCGCUACUAAAGUUGCCUGGAAGAGCGCCCUGACCACCGUCGGAGUGAAGAAGCCUCACCGCUACAGGCCUGGGACCGUGGCUCUGAGAGAGAUCAGGCUCUACCAGAAGUCCACUGAGCUGCUGAUCAAGAAGCUGCCCUUCCAGCGCCUGGUCCGCGAGAUCGCUCAGGACUUCAAGACCGACCUGGGCUUCCAGAGCUCAGCCAUCAUGGCUCUGCUGGAGGCCAGCGUGGCUUACCUGGUGGGUCUGUUCGAGGACACCAACCUGUGCACCAUCCAUGCCAAGAGGGUCACCAUCAUGCCUAAAGACAUCCAGCUGGCCCGCAGGAUCCAUGGGGAGAGGCCUUAAACUGACCCAGCUGGUCACGAUACCACAAGACAAGACUUUCUGGUCCCAAGUUGGCUGCUCUACCUCCACCCAAUCUCAGCCCCCAAUAAGACAUG
Nematolebias whitei (Rio pearlfish) is the source of this 509-nucleotide messenger RNA. RefSeq names its product histone H3-like. The record is from RefSeq and is a predicted model, not a curated record. Lineage: Eukaryota; Metazoa; Chordata; Actinopteri; Cyprinodontiformes; Rivulidae. Gene Ontology annotation, molecular function: protein heterodimerization activity; DNA binding; structural constituent of chromatin. Gene Ontology annotation, cellular component: nucleosome. The transcript has a single exon. The coding region runs from base 4 to 414 and encodes 136 amino acids.